GUUAUUGCUAAAUGGAGGAACACACUGGUAGAGGAAGAUGUGAGCAUACGAUUACAUAGCCAUCACUGACAGGCAUGUCACACUCGGAGAUCUGAUCUCGGCGGCAUACACACAGGUGGCAUGCUCCUACAAUAUCUGCAAUGUCUGGUAUUCGAUGGAAAGAACUAUGAGAGAAGCUGGAGGAAGGCCUUUAGUAAUUGCUUUUAUAUCUUAUAGAUGUCCACACUGCAGAAGGUUUUUGCCCAUUCUCGAAGCACUAUGUCAAGAGAUGCCUGAUGUCAUCUUCAAGAAAGUGGAUGUUAACGCUUCAGAAGAGCUGAGGGAUGAAUAUGGAAUUGAGAGUGUACCAGAUACUUACCUGUUCAAAAAUGGUAUUUUGAGCAAUCGAAUAGCUGGGGCCGACAAAGAGUCACUGCUGAAUAGUCUCCAGUUUCUGAGAAACUAGAAUUGACCAUCUUCCAUCAGCUGCCAUUUAGUUUAGGCUGUUUAACCAUCAUCUAAGUAACCUGACUUUACUAUGUUUACAUCCGCCACCAUAGGCAAUGUCAAUUAAACAUGUUAUGAAAU
Molecule: messenger RNA, 567 nt
Organism: Hyla sarda
Lineage: Eukaryota; Metazoa; Chordata; Amphibia; Anura; Hylidae
Product: thioredoxin-like
Exons: 5
Coding region: 155-445 (96 amino acids)
Source: RefSeq, a predicted model, not a curated record